Parastagonospora nodorum SN15 is the source of this 360-nucleotide messenger RNA. RefSeq lists its product as hypothetical. The record is from RefSeq and is a predicted model, not a curated record. Bases 1 to 360 code for a protein of 119 amino acids. The transcript has 3 exons. NCBI's taxonomy places the organism in Eukaryota, Fungi, Ascomycota, Dothideomycetes, Pleosporales, Phaeosphaeriaceae.
AUGUCCGCCAACCAGCUUGCAAACUUACCGAAUCUGAGCUUUGAAAACAAUGCACGAUUCCUCUACGGCUCCAAUUACACUUACAACAUCGUCACUGCGCAAGGACCCGACGAAGGCCCAUGCCACUAUCAAAAAGCCAAAGCCAUGCUCGUAAGAUACCGACAUGAUGAUGAAAGCAUUGGGGAGGUGUUGAGAAUCGGCGAGGUACAUGACAAUAGGAGCCAGACUCCUAAAGUCGAAGAUGCAAUUGUAGUGUUGAACGUUCUGCUCAGAAGGGAGGUGAAUGCAGGGAUAAAAAACGUGGACCUGAAAGAGGGGCACAAGUUCGACAAAGGUAUGGGGGAAGCUAGAACAUGGUGA